Molecule: messenger RNA, 5357 nt
Organism: Hyla sarda
Lineage: Eukaryota; Metazoa; Chordata; Amphibia; Anura; Hylidae
Exons: 2
Coding region: 1760-3061 (433 amino acids)
Source: RefSeq, a predicted model, not a curated record
UGGAGGGGCUCUUUUUGGGGGAACUUGUAUGGGAGGUAGCUGCCGGCUCUCCGAAUGGCAUUUGUGGCCAUCCGGUCUGGGACCUACCCGCCCUCACUUCCGCGGGCGGUCUCUGCUAUUAUUAUCGCCGGCAACCGUACCCGCAGUGGGAGCCGGCUGCCGGCUUCUGAAGCAUCAGGGCGGCAUGUUCGGCCGGGAGCCAGGCCGCUACUUUAGUCCGCGGCUUUGGCCUGGUCCCGGCCGCGAGUAACUCCGCCCCCUUUUUCCAUGCUCUCUGCGCGUCCAAUGUCUGCAGUGCUCGCACGGGGAGGGCAUGUUCAGUUAAAUUUUAGGGGAGGGGUUCGGCUGAACCCACUUGUUCUGCCUGCUCUUCCUCACACCCUACUCCCCCUGCCCAAGAUGGCCCUUCGGUGUCUGUGGUCCCUGACCCUGCCCCGGUUUGGGUGUCUUCCCUUUCCCAAACUAUCUCAGACUUGACACAGGUAUCCAAGGAGGUGGCUACGGCCUUAAAGCAGUCUUCCUUGCAUCCCCCAUGGGCGACGCUCCCACAGGCGCCCAUCGUUUUUUUUAUCCUGACUCAUCUCCUGAAAACAGGCGCCGCUCGCGCUCCAGGUCCCCCGCUCCUCGGCAGCAUUCACAGUCUCGCGACCGCUCUCCUAGGGGCCGUUCUCGUUCCCCGAACUGCCCUUCCAGAUCCCGGUCACCUAGAUCGGGAACCUCCACUCACCAUUCCCGAUCUCUGGGUGAGCUAGCGGACUUAGACCCAGCUCUGCAUUCGGAUUCUGAAGAGCUGUCAUCCAUGUCUGACUUGGUGGCCAGCUUGGUGUCUGCAGUCAGGGACACCUUCCAUCUAUAGGACCCUGGACCUUCGGACCCUGCUCCUGAAGUUUCCUUUACACGUACUCAUCGCUCUCCCAAGGUUUUCCAUCUUCAUAAGGAGUUUGAUGAACUUCUGGAGACUGCCUGGAAGCUUCCGGAGAAGCGCUUCUAAGGCACUAAACGGUUGAAGACUCUCUGUCCGUUUCCUCAGGAUCUUAUCUCUAAAUGGACCGUUCCACCAGUCUCCCGUUUAUCCAAAUCCACCACUCUACCGUUGGCGGAUGCCGCUUCCUUUAAGGAUCCUGCGGACAAAUGGGUCGAGAAUUUUCGUAAGUUGACCUCCUUUCAGUCCUUUCGUUCCCAGGGCCAGGAAAAAUCGAGUCCCUCUCAGGGUAGGCAGGGCCCGUCCUUCAAGCCUUGCCCCCUCAUGGAAGCAGGAUAGUCAUUCCAACCGAUUUCCCGCUAAAUCGGGAACAUGCAAACCUUCCUCGACCUGAAGGGGUUCCCCCACCCAGGACUCCGUCUCGGGUGGGAGGUCGCUUACGUCUUUUUCGGGACGUCUGGUUAGAGCAAGUCCAGGACUCUUGGGUUCGGGACGUCAUCUCCGACUGUUACCGAAUCGAGUUUGCUUCUUUUCCCCGGGAUCGUUUUUCCCGAUCCCGGCCUCCUCGUUCACCUGCUCUGGCUGCAGGUUUUCAUUCUGCCAUUCACACUCUGCUACAACAGGGUGUCAUUGUGCCUGUCCAAUCUCAGGACCGUUUCAAGGGUUUCUAUUCAAACCUCUUUGUUGUCCCCAAAAAGGAGGGUUCAGUCCUUCCGAUUUUGGACCUAAAACUCCUCAAUCCACAUCUUCGACUUCACCACUUCCGCAUGGAGUCGCUACGGUUGAUUGUGGCAUCCAUGGAUCAGGGCGAAUUCCUGUCUUCGGUGGACAUUCGGGAUGCGUAUCUCCACAUCCCGAUUUUCCUCCUCAUCAACGUUUUCUACGUUUUGCCGUUCCGCAGGGUCACUUUCAAUUUGUGGCUCUGCACUUUGGCCUGGCUACAGCCCCCAGGGUUUUUACCAAGGUCCUGGUGGCUGUCAUGGCCAUUCUCAGGUCCAGGGGGGUGUCUGUCCUUCCUUACCUGGACGACCUGCUCAUCAAGGCUUCGUCCCGAAUCCAGAGCGAGGAGAGUCUCCACAUCACCCUGCUGACCUUAACCAGCUUCAGGUGGCUGAUCAACGAGGAGAAAUCCAACUGUUCUCCCUCCCGUUCUCUGGUCUUUCUGGGCCUCCGGUUCGAUACCGAGAGCGCCCAAGUUUUCCUUCCUCUGGACAAGCGGAGUGCUCUGCUGUCCGGCGUUCGUCACUUGAGACGCCCGCAUCUAGUGUCCAUUCGUGCCUGCAUGGCAGUACUGGGCAGAAUGGUGGCGGCCAUGACGGCGGUUCCGUUUGCUCAGUUCCGUUGCCGUCCGCUUCAGUGGGCCAUUCUGGCUCUCUGGGACGGGUCCCCCCUGUCCUUGGAUCACCGGAUCCGUCUGCCCACCUCGACUUGCCAGUCUCUUCUUUGGUGGCUCCACUCUCCCCUCCUUCAGAGCGGUCGCUCGUUUCUACCAUUGAACUGGCUAGUUCUUACAACGGAUGCGAGCCUCCUCGGUUGGGGGGGGGGGGGGGUGUUCUCCUGGACCGGACGGUCCAGGGCCGGUGUUCCCCACAGGAAGCCAGGCUUCCUAUCAAUGUCCUAGAAAUCCGGGCAAUGUUUCUUUGCCUUCAGCACUGGGAGUCUCUUCUUCAGGGUCGCCCAGUUCGCAUUCAGUCGGACAACGCCACGGCCGCGGCGUACGUAAACCGCCAAGGCGGCACUCGCAGCAGCGCGGCCAUGACCGAGGUAUCCAAGAUAUUGACUUGGGCGGAGCGCAUGGUCCCCCUCCAUAUCAGCGAUCCACAUCCCGGGGGUGGACAACUGGGAAGCGGACUUUCUAAGUCGCUCCUCUCCCGAUCCCGGGGAGUGGUCCCUUCAUCCGGAGGUGUUAGAGUCCAUUUGCCAUCGUUGGGGGACUCCAGACGUGGACCUCUUUGCAUCCCGCCUAAAUCAGCAGGUCCCAACCUUUGUGGCAAAGUCCAGAGAUCCUCUGGCUCUUGCCGCGGACGCUCUCGUCAUUCCACGGUCUCUGUUCGCUCUCCCGUACCUGUUUCCGCCACUUCCCCCUCCUUCCCCGAGUGCUCAGGAAACUCAAGGCGGAAGGCGUAUCGGCCAUCCUAGUGGCUCCGGAUUGGCCCCACCGAUCUUGGUACGCCGACGUGGUUCGGCUCGUGGUGGACGUACCUCUUCGGCUGCCUGAUCGCCUCGAUCUUCUUUCUCAGGGUCCUCUUUGCCACCCCAAUUCCCUGCCGCUGCGUUUAACGGCGUGGCGGUUGAAACCGCGGUAUUGAAGGCUCGCGGCUUCACAUCUGGGGUUAUUCGCACUAUGCUCAGGGCGCGUAAACCGUCCUCGGCUAGAAUCUACCAUAGGACUUGGCGGGCUUAUUUUCGGUGGUGUGAGGCCCGCUCUCUUUCCCCGGUUCAUUUUUCUCUGCCAAACCUUUUGGCGUUUCUGCAGUCGGAUCUUGAAACGCGUUUGGCUCUUAGUUCUCUCAAGGGCCAAGUGUCGGCGCUGUCUAUUCUUUUUCAGCGGCCUCUAGCUUCCGACUCAUCGGUUCGCACUUUCCUUCAAGGGGUAGCUCAUGAGAUUCCUCCUUAUAGGUCUCCUACUCCCCCUUGGGACUUGAAUUUUGUCCUGAGUGUCUUACAAUCUGUUCCAUUCGAGCCUAUCUGACAUUUCUCUACGUUUCCUCUCUUGGAAGGUCGCCUUUUUGGCAGCUGUGACCUCAAUCCGUCGGAUGUCUGAAUUGGCAGCUCUCUCUUGUCAACCUCCCUUCCUAAUUCUUCAUCAAGACAAGGCUGUGCUUUGGCCGGUUCCUUCUUUUCAACCGAAGGUGGUUUUCUUUUCAUCUGAACGAGGAUAUCAUUCUUCCUUCCUUCUGCCCUGCUCCGUCUCACCCUAAGGAGUGUUCUCUCCACAAUCUGGAUGUGGUCCGGGCCCUACGAGUUUACCUUUCGGCCACCUCUUCGUUCCGACGGUCGGAGUCGCUGUAUGUCCUUCCGGAGGGCCGACGCAAGGGUGGAUCUGGUCUGCCAUUUCUGAAGCAUAUCGUUCCAAGGGGAAAGAUCCUCCCUUCCGGGUCACGGCUCACUCCACUCGCUCUGUGGGGGCCUCUUGGGCGGUCUUCAACAGGGCUUCAGCCCUACAGGUGUGUAAAGCGGCUACUUGGUCUUCGGUGCACACGUUCACCAGGUUUUACCAAGUGCACACUUCUGCUUCCGCCGACGCCUCUUUAGGGCGUAAGGUUUUGCUGGCAGCGGUGGCUCUGCCGUCAGCUUGAUUCUGGGUUGCAUUGUUUUUCCCACCCCGGGGACUGCUUUGGUACGUCCCACGGUUCCUGUGUCCCCCAAUUGAGCUGAAUGAGAAAAGGAGAUUUUUUUACACUUACCGUAAAAUCUAUUUCUCGGAAGCUCCAUUAGGGGACACAGCUCCCACCCAGUGUUUUUAGUUGUGGUCUGAGAGUCGGUCGCCUGUCAGUCUGUUAGUUCAUUUGUUUUGACGGGCUCCCUCUGGACUCUGUAUUUUUUUCGGUUCCUCCUAUUGCUUUGGGACUAAAACGGAGUGUCUCUAAGGCAGUAGGUGGGGUAUACCCUGCUGGGAGGGGCCGACUUCAUUUUUUGUGUGCCAAGUGUCGGCCUCCUAGAGGCAGCAAGAUAUACCCAUGGUUCCUGUGUCCCCCAAUGGAGCUUCCGAGAGAGAUUUUACGGUAAGUGUAAAAAAUCUCCUUUUUUUUUUUAUCGUGACAUAUUGUACUUUUAUAUUAGUUGUAAAUUUCUGUGGAUACAUGCGGUUUUUUGGCAACUUGAAAUUUCUUGAAUUUUUAUUUAUUUUUCCUUUUUUAUGGUGUUCACGGUGCAGUAUAAAUCUUUAUUCUGCAGAGCUGUACAAUUUUGGUGAUACCCUAUUUAUAUAGCGUUUUUUUUUUUCACUUAUUGUGUAUGCGGUUUUCCACCGGACCUAAAAUCUUAGUCGACCACGAUUUUAGGUGCGGUGGGAAAACCGCAUACGGGGCAAAAAUGAGCCGACCGGAGUCAGCGUUUUCACUCCGGUCAGCUCAUUGAAAUGAAUUACAUACGGGAGCACAUACGCAAGUUUUACAUAUUACAAGUUUUACAUAUUACAUACCGGAGCACAUACGGAAGUUUUCAGCUCCCCCUACCGUAUGCGGUCCCGUAUGGGACAAAACGUAGUGUGAACCCAGCCUUACUCAGUAUUACACUGAUGGCUGAACCUCACAGGCUGUGGUACUUGGCAGAGAGGAGGCAAUCAGCUGGCCAUCUUGCUACCAUGUCAACCAUCGGGACCCCAUGAUCUCGUUGCAUGGUCACAAGUAGGGCGAGUCCCUCCCCCUGUCAAUCAAAAAAAAAGGUGGGCAGGGGUGAUUCAAACUUUUAAAGGAUAGGGGAUAAGAUGCCU